Chara braunii is the source of this 4164-nucleotide messenger RNA. The record is from the annotation of a GenBank genome assembly. NCBI's taxonomy places the organism in Eukaryota, Viridiplantae, Streptophyta, Charophyceae, Charales, Characeae.
GCGAACGGAAACCGAGGGUGAUCUGCUCGGAUUCCUCUUCAGAUCGGUACGGCCCGGUCAUCGCCAACUGAUCGUGCAGGAGCUAAUGGUCCCCCUUGCGCAGCUGGCCGACGAUCUCCCACUUGAGAUCGUCUCGCAGAGCGACAACAACCCAGUCCCACACGUUCUCACGCGGACCUUGGCGCCAUAUCUCCAGUGGUCGGCGUGCUUGGAGGAACCGGGAAGCGGCCGCAACCCACCGUCACGGCGCGGCUAUCUGGACCCGCACGAAAUAGCCGAUCUCGCCUUCUUUCAGGAUCGAACGGCCUCCGAGAACGAGGAGGAAGAGAUAGAAGCAAAAGAAGAAACCUCGGAAGAAGAAGAAGCCAAAGAAGAGGCCGAUGAGGAAGAAACUCCCGAAGAGGGGAGUUACAGUGAGCACAGCGAAGGCGAGCAAAGUGAGGAGGAGGAGGAAGAAGAACAAGGCGACGAAGAAGAAGAAGAUCAGGAGGAGCUGGAAGAGUCGGAGUGGGAAGGAUUCGAGGAGAAAGUGCGGGCGCAGGCCCAGGCGGAGAAGAGGGAAGAGAUCGGGGCCGAGAAGCGACAGUUGGAAUUCGCCAGCGCAGCCAGUCAUGCUAGAUUGUGCUUAGACGGGCCAGGAGGAGCAGGAGGGCCAACUGCAGCGGGACUGAAGAUGACGGGGAUCAGAGUGGCAGCCUAUUGCUUCGCGGCGGCCUUCUGUGGCUACAUGGUAGGGAAGUCGCUUCCAGAUCUUUUCAGGAAGAGACUACGAAUCGACUUUCGUGUCUCCCACAAUGUGAAUGACUCGAUUGAUUUGCGUUCUGAUUCGCAGAACCUGCUCCCGAUUCAUCAUUAUGAGACCUCAACGACGGCAACCUUCACCUCGACUAUCACGACGAAGACUGUGACAACGACCAGUGGCAAUGGUAAGAGCAAGCUGGCGGCGGUGCCGGCAGAGGUAGAAGGAGGAGGAGGAGGAGGAGGAGGAGGAGGGCUUAAUCGGCAAGAGCUUGAGGGCGCCGUGAAAAAUGCGAAGCUGGGAAGGGAGAUGAACCCUGCUGUGCCUGACGACGCCAGGUCUGUUACUACCCUAGAGCGAUCUGCGAGAGGCGGUUGUGAACACUUCUCGUGCUCUCCGAUUAUUGCCUCGGGACCGUCUUCUGACAGCCCGUCAGCGAAGAACGAGAUGUUCGGUGCGGGGAACAGGGCAGGAUCGGAGUCGCGGUCUGUGUGGAAGGGAAGUGGCUCGCCGGCAAUCAGGAAACAGAGGCGGGAUAAGCUGUUGCUGUCGAGAAGAUCGCUUCGCGUUAUCAACGUCUCGUAUCUUCGUCACUUGAAACAGAAGAUUAGUGAAGCUCAGAUGUCAUACGAUUUGCUUAGAGAUCAGCUGGAAGAGACCCAAGAAGCCCUCGAAGUUCAGUCGGAUGCAUACCUCGAAAUGCAGUCCAUUUGUAAACAAAGAACAGACGACCUUGUAGAGUGCCAACAACGGCUCGCCAAACAGGAUGUAGAAAUAUUUUUGCUCAAGUCUAACCAGAAGCUGUUAAAGCUGAAGGAGCAGUGCCUUUGGGCAGAGGAAAGCCCAUGUAUGUUUGAUAUUGCUUAUCCAUCAUACAUUCCCCCUGCUGUAGUUAUUGAUUUUGGAGAAGAGCGUGAAGUGCACCCUGUUCCAUCGUCCACAGAAGAUACAUUCACCUCACAGUCAUGGCAGGAACGUUUUAAGCCUUCCAGUUCGGUUGGCUCAUCGUAGUAUUACAAUAAUUACGGCAGAAGCAUGUUCGUAAAAUACCAGAGUAUUUGCUCUUCGGGUGCCUGACCUCCUCAAUCUUGGCUGUUCAAGCCAUGUGUCGUUGCUCGAAUCGGCAGGCAAAACCAUUGGGCCUGUCUGCUGUCAUAGUGUUGCCUGAUAACUCUCCAAAAUGUUGGUGGCGGAGACGGGGGAUUUGGAACAUAUCUCAUAGCAUUGACGUUUUACUGAAUUGACGUUGGUUAGUGUGCCUCGGCCCUUCUGGCGUUCUUGAGGCUACACACACUUGUCGUCAUGGUUUAUAUGCUUAACCACAUGUGCAACGGCUUGAAGCAGCCUCUGGUUCGAGGAAGGCUAUAUCCCAUCAGCACCAUCAUUGAUGAAUUGAAAGAGGAAUACCUUCCCAGUGCAUUCACUCCAUUCCUGAUAAGUGAGUAUAUACUCGGGAACUACGAAGGACAUUGUCCUGUCUAGCCGAGACCCAUGUGGUGCUUUCCUGCUCAGCUGAGGGAGUAUGGAGGCCUUAUUCCUGCAAUGCCAAUGGAGCGAUUGCCACGUGUCGCUGCUGGACAAUAGAUCACAACGGAUCUUCUGCAGCAUAGAUAUGCGCUUUGCGCUCGAUUGCGCGGCCCUGUGAAUCGGAGGUGGUCACGCCUUGGUAUGUUACCUAGGGCUGUUGUUGCUGGCAUGUGAGUUUUGCUCGCAUAUUCUGCUCCAUGCAGAUUUCUGUGGUGGUCUUCCAGCUCAAAAAGAAGAACAUUAUGGUUUUCGGUUGCUUGUGGCCCUGAUGCGUAGAGGUCUUUGCUGUGGUGCUGCAUGGACCUCUAGUUCGGGUUCUUGUUGGCUUACUGACACGUGGUUGGCCUCUGUUGCAAGUAUUUGUGGCCUCCUACCUACUAGCAGGCGAGCAAUUUUGCUGUGUAUACUCUCUCAUUAGUGUUUGAGGCAGGUUUGUCUGAACCGAGCGUGUCUGAUUCUAUUCUAUAUAAAGACCUGGUUCUCACGCUUAUGGCACCUUUUUGUUUCUCUGCCUCUUCUACAGUAGGAAGAAUAUCACGAGUUUCAAAACGCCCUUCCUCGAGCAGGGGCGUGUCAUGUGGAAGGGCCGGUGUUUUACAGAGCAGGAAAUCCGUCAAAUUCAUUGACGGGUGUAGUCGUUGCACAAUUUCGGCUGUACAUGUGUGGAGGGAAGAGGUACUUAGAGAGUACUAUGGCAGCCUCUUAGUAGUCAAGGUCGAGGGAAAGUGAUGAGCUGCGGCAUGCACACAUGAUUGCCAAGAAAAGCAGAGUGCCAAGAAAAGCGAAGCAAGCUCUGCUAGAGCUUGUAGUCGACCAACGAGUGAAGGAAAAUGAGGGGUUAGACCUCUGACACGCAUGAUGGGGAUCGGACUCCCACGUUCGGAUUUCUUUCAUUGCUGGAUGGUAGUGUUUGAUCUUUUAUCCGGUUGGUAUCGCUAAGACGUAUGAGCCGGAUAAGCCCUGUGAAAUGUAUGUUAACACGUCCACCACUGGAUAUAGUGAGUCAGAGGAGCGAAUGGGAAGGACCCUUGGUCAAGUAGUGUGCAUGCCCACAUGCAGAAGCUAAGAUGGUGGAGAAGCAACCUGUGUGUAGAGAGAGAGAGAGAGAGAGAGAGAGAGAGAGAGAGAGAGAGUCAAGUGGUAAACAGAGUGGUUAUAUUUAUGAAAUUAUGGCAGCGGGAGGGAACACCAGAGCAAGUAGACGGUGUUAGUUCCCCAGAACCAUGCGGGUAAGGCUGUUGCGGAGGUACUGUUACAAGUUUUUGGCGACUGAUGUGAGAGCGCUGAUGAUUUUUAUAGCUUCGGCUGAAGGACUGCGAGCUGGUGGAAAAUGGGGAUGAGAGAGCUUGUGAUGAAGGAAGACUUGAUGCACGGAGGGUGGAGACGAAGAAGGCAUGAGAAGGUAGUGGUUGGAUACUUUCCCUGCGAUGAGGCAAUGGCCAAGUAUGGACACCGUGGCAUUUUGCCUCCUGGUGAGCAGGACGAGUGGAAGAGUGGCCCAAGUCAUUUGAGGGAGAGAUGGGAACGGUGAGCUACGCAGCUGGAGGACUUCGACGGCUUCUUGUGUAGGGAAGGGUCCGCUUUUGUGUUCCUUAUUUGUAUUCUUUUUCGAGAGUGAUUAGUAGCGCACGCAAGGCAGUACAUUGAUGAUCACAGUAUUAAGUUACUAACUUACUAUUAACCUUAACCUUCAUCUGAAUUUCAUCAUUCCUUUGAUUACGCAGAUGGUCCCUUACUUAUUCACAAUGGAGGAAAUUUGUGCGGAAGAGAGGGAACAGACUUUGGUACUUUACAAAAGAACGUUUAUUGCGUCGUAACGUUUGCUGACGAGUUUGUCAGGAUAAUACUUUGUCGUUCCGGUUCCUGAUGGGUACUUCAAAUAAAUGCGCACCAUAUCA